Molecule: messenger RNA, 3222 nt
Organism: Lates calcarifer (barramundi perch)
Lineage: Eukaryota; Metazoa; Chordata; Actinopteri; Centropomidae
Gene: chn2
Product: chimerin 2
Exons: 13
Coding region: 640-2037 (465 amino acids)
Biological process (GO): signal transduction; positive regulation of GTPase activity; regulation of small GTPase mediated signal transduction
Molecular function (GO): GTPase activator activity
Source: RefSeq, a predicted model, not a curated record
AAAUAUGCAGUGCCAAAGCUGGAGUAAUGUGGUUUAUCCAGUUGGGCCCAACUUUGCAUGAAUCUCAUUUAAGCGUGGGUUCCAGGAAAAAAGUCGAGUCUGUUUUGGAUUUUGCAAACAGAAGUAAAGUCGGUUGUUUUGGGCUUCUUUUGGCAACCCUGCUCCAAACUUUCACUUUAAGAAGGCGCGUCUACGCUGCAGUGUAGUGUGUUUAUUGCAGUCCUUAAAGUGGCACAUGGAAACCAUAGCAGAUCUCUACAUGGCACAAGACUGUAGGUCUACAUUUCCUGCCUGUCCGGUGUGAGGAAACGCGUUGGAGAAAUUGAUCCACUGUGCAUAUCCCUGUAGCUCGUCUUGACUAUUUUUAUCUGUGGCGGUAGCACCCACGGCGUAUGCGGCAGCGUGAGAGCUCCUCUCACCAAGGCGCACAGCGAGAGGAUUCGUGGAUUUUAGACAGACGGGUAGUGGUAGUGGUGGUGGUGGGCGCGGGGCCAGACGAGACAUGAAAUAGUCAACCGGUGAAGCCGUCAGAGGUGAAGCACAUUGGGACGUAAGUGAAAUGGAGGCACCGCCGGGGACAAGCUGCUGUGAGCGCACCUUGGCCAAACGGGAGUAACCGAACCGUGAAACGGGUUGGGGAUGGCAGCAUCCAGUAACUCAAGCCUCUCAGGUUCAUCUGUGUCCUCCGACCCUGAGGAUUACCAACCACCCAUAUGGAAGUCCUACUUGUACCAGCUACAGCAGGAAGCCCCAAGACCAAAGAGGAUCACAUGUCCUCAGGAGAUGGAGAGCAGACCCAAAUACUAUGGCAGAGAAUUUCAUGGUAUGAUCCCUCGAGAAUAUGCAGAUGAGCUGCUAGCAGGAGUAGAGGGUGCUUACCUCAUCAGGGAGAGCCAAAGACAGCCAGGGACACACACCUUGGCCUUAAGGUUUGGGCACCAGACCCUCAACUACAGGCUGUUCUAUGACGGGAAACACUUUGUCGGCGAGAAGAGGUUCGAGUCGGUCCAUGACCUCGUGACAGAUGCCCUCAUCACUCUCUACAUCGAGACCAAGGCAGCAGAGUACAUUGCCAAAAUGACCACCAACCCCAUCUACGAGCAUCUUGGUUAUACCUCGCUUCUCAAGGACAAGAUGGUGCACAGGCUGAGCCGUGGACGCACAGGGCCCCGCAGGGUCACUUUCCAGAGAGACGAAAGGAUCUCCUCACCUCUGGUGCGACGGAGUGCCUUGAAAGACACACCAGAGAAUCAGUGCUCCUAUGAGAAAAUCCACAACUUCAAGGUACAUACCUUUCGAGGGCCACACUGGUGCGAGUACUGCGCUAACUUCAUGUGGGGCCUCAUUGCCCAGGGUGUCCGCUGCUCAGAUUGUGGACUGAAUGUACAUAAACAGUGCUCCAAACUGGUUCCAAGCGACUGCCAGCCGGACCUGCGCAGGAUAAAGAAAGUGUUUAGCUGUGACCUCACCACGCUUGUCAAAGCUCAUAACACAACGCGACCCAUGGUGGUUGACAUGUGUAUUCGAGAGAUAGAGCUGAGAGGUAUGAAAUCUGAAGGUCUCUACCGAGUGUCUGGCUUCUCAGAGCACAUAGAGGACGUGAGGCUCGCCUUCGACCGAGAUGGUGAAAAGGCAGACAUUAGUGCCAAUGCCUAUGCAGACAUCAACAUCAUUGCUGGUGCUUUGAAGCUCUACUUAAGAGACCUUCCCAUUCCAGUCAUUACAUUUGACUUGUAUUCCAAAUUUAUUCAAGCUGCGAAAAUUCCAAAUGCUGAGUCCAGACUGGAGGCCAUCCACGAGGGUUUGCUGCAGCUCCCCCCAGCCCACUAUGAGACCCUACGAUACCUGAUGGCUCACCUCAAGAGGGUGACAAUGUUCGAGAAGGACAAUUUAAUGAGUGCUGAAAAUCUGGGGAUUGUUUUUGGUCCAACGCUUAUGCAGCCACCGGAGCAGAAUGCCUUGACAACCCUGAAUGACAUGAGGCAGCAGAAGCUAGUGGUACAGCUUAUGAUAGAGCAUGAAGAUGUCUUAUUCUGAGGACGAGGCAUGUAGGGCUUGCAAGAGAAACGAAGGACAAUUAUUUAUUCUGUUAAAGAGGAAAUUCAAGCCACCUUGAUUCUAAUGAAGUUUCAGAAUAGCUUGUAAUCAAAUUGAACUUGAGACGCUUCUUUCUCGCAUGACUGUUUUAGUUGAAGUUGGUUUAGUGUUGACAUUGUCUUGUUAAUGUAAGUUUUGGGUUUCCAUGCUCAGCCAAGACCAUCAUUUUUAUAUUAGGGAAUGAUCCCGUAUUUUUAACUGUCUACAGUGCUCUUCCCUCUUUUAAUUUGAAGACUGUCACUACCUGGUGUAGACUCAGUCAUGAUGACAGCACUGUGUGAAAUCUGCCUCAGGCAGAUUGUCAAUCAGUGUAGGCCUGGUGCUGUAUAAACCAAGCCUCACAGCAGCAGCCAAGUUUACGUUCCCAUAUGACAUGUGUGCAUAUUUGGAUUUUUGUGGGAACACUGGUUAAAAAUGUAAUGAAACAAUGUGGAUCAUUUCAUUGUAGAUAAAAUCAGAUCAUGUAAUGAUCAAUAUUUUAACUGUGCGUACUAAAAAAUGAGAGAUGAGACAAUUGGGCGCUCAUGCAGCACUUUUUUGCAACAAGUGUAAAGAUUUAUUUUGUAAAGAUGUUUAUUUUUGUCUUUUACUCUGCAUCAUGUUCUGUCACAAUAAUAUAUGCUGUUGAGAAUGAUGUUUGUUGAAUUGAUGUCUAAAUACAAAACAAGAAGAACGCAAGAAGAAAAGUCAGAAGAACGACAGAUUGCGGAUCUACCAUUUUCAUUUUUAAUGUGUUCAGUGUUAUGCAAGAAAUACAAAGGUGGUGAAAUACUGGUCAUUAAUUCACAUGUUAUUUUGCAGACUGCACCACAGGAGCGAAGCUCUUCUCGGUUUUGCAGUAGUUCUGUUUACAUGCUGUAAUUAUGGCCCUUCUUUCCCAUUUUUUUUAUGCCAGUAACAUCGCUCGGUGCUGCUGUAGUUGUCAUUCACUUCACAGUGCCAUAGAAGUUAACAGUCACACUAAAGCUGCACUGAGCAUGUUUCAUCACAGUUUGUUUGACGUGAUUGAGUCCUUUCUACAAAUCCAUUUUAUCAAAAUGUAUUUUUGUGACGGUUGCAGUUAAAAAUGUAAUUUAUCAAAUGAUGAUUUAUUAAAGGAUGUAAAACUUCAGUUUAAAAUCGUGA